Acanthamoeba castellanii str. Neff is the source of this 300-nucleotide messenger RNA. RefSeq lists its product as uncharacterized. Bases 1 to 300 code for a protein of 99 amino acids. The record is from RefSeq and is a predicted model, not a curated record. The transcript has 2 exons. Lineage: Eukaryota; Discosea; Longamoebia; Acanthamoebidae. Gene Ontology annotation, molecular function: actin binding.
AUGGUGUGCCGGGGACGUGGGAGCCUGGUGGCGAGCCUGCCGCGCGACCAGUGCCGCAUGGCCGUGGCCCAGGUGCCCUGGCGCGCCCACGCCGAUGGUGUCAUGCGCUCGCGCCUGGUCUUCAUCCUGUGGGCGCCCGAUGCCACGUCGACCAAGGAGCGCAUGGUGGGCGAGCAUGGCCUCAUCGACCAGUGGCGCGGCGGCGGCGGCAUGAGCCUGCCCAUCCAGGCCGCCGGCGUCGGCGACGUCGCGCUGGAGGACGUCGAAGACAAGAUCCACGCCAAGGCCACCGUCAAGUAG